CUCCGAAACUUGGCGCUGACGGACACGCGGCGUGUUCGCCGUGCGGCCGCACGGCGGGUGCGCGUGGAGGCAGCAGUGUCCCCCUGGCUCCGCCCCCUCUGCGCCGUGUGACAACAACAACUCAUCCACGGAGCGGAGCUGCACUUUUCAGCUCAUUUCGCUCCUGUCAUUCCUGCUCCUAUCUUUGAUCACAGCCCGCGCCUCCCUCCGCUCCGCUUGUUUUACUCCCCAACUCAGCAGAGGAGCAAACUCCCGUGGAUUCUCUCAUUUUGCUGGGGUUUUGCCGGCAGACGUAUACUUUUCCCAGGACUGGGGUGACCAUGGCCGUACCGGCUGCUUUGAUCCCACCAACUCCUCUGGUCCCUCCGCCGCCGCCUCCGAUAUCCACUCCCUCCGUCACCACGUCGCCUCCGUCCGCCACCUCUUCCCCGUCUCCGUCGCUGGCGCCUCCCGGACAGAACCUGUUCCGAUCGGAGCUGCUGGCCACCGGCAGCCCGGGCAUCCCGACUCCGACCGGCGGGAGUCUGCCGGGCAAGCCGGUGUACUCCACCCCGUCGCCUGUUGAAAACACCCCGCAGAACAACGAGUGUAAGAUGGUGGAGCUGCGGGGGGCCAAAGUGGCGUCGUUCACCGUGGACGGCUGCGAGCUCAUCUGCCUCCCGCAAGCCUUCGACCUGUUUCUGAAGCACCUGGUGGGGGGGCUGCACACCGUCUACACCAAGCUGAAGCGGCUGGAAAUCACGCCGGUGGUGUGCAACGUGGAGCAGGUCCGCAUCCUGCGCGGGCUCGGCGCCAUCCAGCCCGGCGUCAACCGCUGCAAACUCAUCUCCAGGAAGGACUUCGAGACCCUCUACAACGACUGCACCAACGCCAGCUCCAGACCAGGCCGGCCCCCAAAGAGGACACAGAGUGUGACAUCGCCAGAGAACCCACACAUCAUGCCCCAUUCAGUCCCUGGUCUAAUGUCCCCCGGUAUGAUCCCACCCACAGGCCUGACAGCGGCGGCGGCGGCUGCUGCCAAUGCCGCCAUCGCCGAGGCCAUGAAGGUCAAGAAGAUCAAGCUGGAGGUGAUGAGCAGCUACCAUGGCAAUGCCAACCAGCAUGGGGUCGACGGCGAGAACGGAGACCUCAGCUCCAGCGUCGGCCUGGAACUCCCCUUCAUGAUGAUGCCCCACCCCCUCAUCCCUGUCAGCCUGCCCCCUGCUUCCGUUACCAUGGCAAUGAGCCAGAUGAACCACCUCAGCACCAUUGCAAACAUGGCUGCCGCGGCACAGGGCCAGAGUCUGCCCUCCAGGAUGGUCACCUCCGUUAUAAAGGCGUUGCAGGAGCGUAUCCCGGACAGUCCCUCCCCUGCUCCCUCUUUAGAGGACAGCAGGAGGCCCGGCAGCCACCCGUCAUCCCACCGCAGCAGUAGUGUGUCCAGCUCGCCCGCCCGGACAGAGAGCUCCUCAGACAGGAUACCGGCGCACCACAAUGGCCUGUCCAUGAACCAAGCCCUGCUCGGCCUGUCGCCCAGCAUCCUGCCAGGGCCAAAAGAGGGAGACCUGGCCCAUGACAUGAGCCAUGAAGCAAAGAGGAUGCACAUCGACAAAGAAGACAACCCGACAUGCACUCCAACAGCAAGAGACAGCUAUGAGAGGUUGUCAUUGGCUGGACAGGCUCUUCCUCCCGGCUUCCCCUCGCCCUUCCUCUUCCCAGACGGCCUUUCGUCAAUAGAGACCCUCCUCACUAAUAUACAGGGCCUGCUGAAAGUGGCAAUUGACAAUGCACGGGCCCAGGAGAAGCAGGUGCAGUUGGAGAAGACGGAGCUGAAGAUGGAGCUGUUCAGGGAGCGGGAGCUCCGGGAGACGCUGGAAAAACAACUCGCCAUGGAACAGAAGAACAGAGCAAUCAUCCAGAAACGCCUGAAGAAGGAGAAAAAAGCCAAGAGGAAACUCCAGGAGGCGUUGGAGUACGAGUCCAAGAGAAGAGAACAGGCUGAGCAAACCCUGAAGCAGCCAUCUCCCUCCGACAGCAUGCGGUCGCUCAACGACUCUCUGACCCCUGAGAUGGAGAGCGACCGCAGCACUGGAAGAACAGAUGCUGAAAGGACAAUACAAGAUGGAAGACUAUUCCUGAAAACCACCGUGAUGUACUGAUUCGGCGGGAGGAAGAAGAGCGCGAGCUGGAGGAAAAAAAAGAAAAAAGAGAAACCCUUGAAGAUUUCAGAGGGCCUCACCGGGGCCGAUUUAGUAGUGGAAGCCAAGCUGCUUGUAGGAGUUGAGCGGCCGGCGCUGUCUGCGGCCGCGUGCCGGGGUCGCGUCGUGUCCGAAUGUAGAAUAAGAAGUCUUUUUUUCCUCACAGAUGCCAAUAAUUAAAUAGUUUUGACACGGUGGUGUUGGCUAAACUGAAGGAUAAAAAUAUUGAGCACAGUAAAAUGAACAGCGUGCCGCCGGCGCGCUGUCGCUAAAAACUCACAUUAAUAUUCACAGCACUGAAGAUUUUUUAUACUGUAACUCAGCCAGCGAGAAAGCUUCGAAAAACAAUUCGACUCUCAAGUUUUGUUUUGUAUUUCAAAUUGAAUUUUAAGAAGAUGGAAAUGACACCCGGAUGAAGGGUGUAAAAGACAAAAAAAAUAAAAAAUAAAUAAAAUAAAAAUGUGAAUCCAUGUGUUGAUCAAAAGAGAAGACUGAUGGUGGAUUUUAAUGUUUUCUAAAUUAGAUGAACAUACAAUCAAGUUUCCUUUUUACCAUUGUUGUAUAUACGAGCUCCGAUGAUGAUGAUGAUGAUGAUGACAGGAAGACCACUCCAUCACACGACGGGUGGACUGAUAAGGUGUGUGUAAAUAAAGUUAAGAGGUAUUGUGUAUGCAGUAGAGCUACUAGGCAGACAAUACCACCAUUUAUAUAAACAUAUAGUUUUGUUUUUGUUCAAUUUCUGAGCCAUCAUCCUUUCAAAUAGCUGCCAUUUUGGUGAGAAAGCAUGCAGGCAUGUAAAUGUUUGUGCUGGAAUUAUGAUAUUUAAUAAAUCCUAUAUUGUGCUGAACAAAUACUAGGGUUGACUCACUCGAGCCCAGACGAUUUUGAAAACCUAAUUAUCCGACAUUUCACUUUCCAACGGAGAUUUUCAUCGGUAGUGCUGUAAUCUUUUUAACAAGAGGUGGCGUUCCUUUGAUAUUACUGUACAUUUUCUUACCAUGAGAUGCAUUGUAAAGCACCGCCUCCCCCCGAGGCCUUUUGUAAGCCGGCUGCUGAGGAGACGCCCCCGGCAGACCGAACACAGCCCGUCGCCACACCUUUUAUUUCCCCCCCAAACCAAACGCCGGGUGACUGCGUUGCUCAAAUCCCCUCUUUGAAAUACACGGAGAUGAACUCCUCUUUUUUUUUUAGAAAGUGUGUUUCAUGCUACCCUAAUAAUAAUAAUAAUAACAAUAAUAAUAAUAAAAAAAAUAACUGUUCAUAAGUAAUCAUUUGCUUGUUACUUUCACUGAAGACAGUACUUUUCCAAGUUGGGUGCUAAAGCGCCGGUGUAUAUUCUUUAGACAUGUCGCAGUUUUUCUUGUUUAGUUUUUGACAAACAGAAAAAAAAAAACCACACACACGUUUGACCUUCUGUGUUGCAGUCAGGAGAGGAAGAGUGUCUCAUGUUCACCAUGUGUUUGUUCCUUUUGUUUUGAAUGGAGUGUCUCGGUCCGUUGUCAACCUGUCACUGAUGACUUCCAAUACUGUAGCUUCUCCAAUCAUCUCGUCAUUGUACUUCAAAUUCAA
Messenger RNA from Lampris incognitus (smalleye Pacific opah), 3746 nucleotides. It is a transcript of the gene dachd, whose product is annotated as dachshund d. The coding region runs from base 321 to 2138 and encodes 605 amino acids. The record is from RefSeq and is a predicted model, not a curated record. NCBI's taxonomy places the organism in Eukaryota, Metazoa, Chordata, Actinopteri, Lampriformes, Lampridae. The transcript is spliced from 12 exons.